Messenger RNA from Setaria italica (foxtail millet), 1672 nucleotides. RefSeq lists its product as uncharacterized. The transcript has 6 exons. The record is from RefSeq and is a predicted model, not a curated record. The coding region runs from base 1 to 1080 and encodes 359 amino acids. NCBI's taxonomy places the organism in Eukaryota, Viridiplantae, Streptophyta, Magnoliopsida, Poales, Poaceae.
AUGGGGAAGAAGGUGACUUCAAGCAAUGCAGUAGAAGGCGGGAAGAAGAAGUCAGAGAAGAAGAAGGAGAUCCAGCUGCCAGCUCCUAAAUAUGCCUUCCUGGGAAUCCAGCUGCAUUUUCAGCUAUUCCGCAAGUUCUUCGAAGUCAAGCCCCAGCCCAAGAUAGAGCAUAGAAAAGUAGUCGGCAGGGCUGGAAUCCAAACGAGGGAGAAGGUAAAGGGUUUAUACUUGGAUUACGAGUUGAUUGACUCACUCUUCAGGUGGAAGGAAAGGUCGUGCUACAUCGGCAACCACGAGGCCAAGCUUUCCAAGGUGACAGGCCACCGCCCGAUUUGGAACAACAGGAAGAUGUACACUUGUUCUGCUCCGCUCCUCCUCCUCCCAGAUCAAAUGGCUUUGAUGCCGCUCUGCGCGUACACAUGGCUGCAAUCGUCGUCUGCGUCCCCCGCCGCGGCGGCGAAGAAGAAGCAGGGCCCCAAGGCGAAGAAGGGCGAGGCGAGCCCGAGGAUUUACUCUGUGGUGGAGGUGGAUCCGGCCCUCGAGGACCCCAAGCUCCUGGAGGCCAUCAGGGAGAAGAACAAGGAUGCCUUGGCACAUGCCCUUGAUCCCAAUCGUGGACCCUUAAAAACCAACAAGGCCAAUACAGCUGAAACAGCUUGGUACUUCACCAGCGGUCCUCAUCAUGUGACUGGUAAUCUUGACCUACUGACUGAUCUCACUCCAGUGAUUGAUCGUUGGACACAAUGCACACUAGGAGUAGGGCCACCAUGGCAGGUCCUGGCCCGUGGAUCAGUGAACAUCAAUGGGAUCAUUCUCCAUGAUGUUUGGUUUGUUCCAGACUGUGGUGUGAACCUGGUAUCCGGUUGCCAACUUGGUUUGAUGUGGGUAGAUUCUGAUGGCACGUUUUCCAUCAUACGUCAUGAUGCAGUGGUGGGUAAAGGUCAUCAUAUGGGGGCUGCUGGAUUGCUAGAGUUAGAUUUCAUCAAUCUCAAAAGUGGAGCUGUUUGGUACAUUGCUUCAAAUGUGAGCCAGCACAUGACAGGCAAUCUGCAUCUCCUCACUGACUUCAACCCCACCUGACCAAGCCAUACCGUACAGACACACAUAGGUGUGAGGCUGCAGGUGUGCGGCAAAGGAUCAGUGAAGACUGGACAAUUCAGCAUUCCCAACGUAUCCUAUGUCCCAGGCUUAGGUGAGAACAUCAUCUCGGUUAGCCAGCUUACUGACACUGGUUACACCAUUGCAUUUGGCGCUGAUGGAUUCACCGUUAAGAACAAGAAGAAUGGAAAAGAAGUUGGCUCUGGCUCUUAUGGCAGGACGAAGCUGUUUCACCUAGAUUCUCUCAUGAUCAGCAUUAGCAAGUGACUGCAUCUUGCAGUGGAACCUCCCGAUUCGAUCUUCGGCAAGUCUAAAAGAGAUGACACUUGAUGUUUUCUUGCUGCUGCAGUUAGGGGGUGUAUCUCAGAUAGACCACUUCAGUUAUGCAAGACGAUCUGAUCAAUUGUGUGGUGAGGUGGCGUUGCAAAUUUUCUCUCAAGCAGCUGUUGGAUUACUAUAGAUGCAUUUAAAGCUGAAUAUGCAUCACCUUGUUAAUAAAUCUAAGAGAAAUGCUUCUGGCACGUGCACGACUCAUAAUUUCGUGGUGUGCAUUGCCGUUGAUGCAAAAUCAAAA